Messenger RNA from Olea europaea var. sylvestris, 729 nucleotides. RefSeq lists its product as uncharacterized. The record is from RefSeq and is a predicted model, not a curated record. NCBI's taxonomy places the organism in Eukaryota, Viridiplantae, Streptophyta, Magnoliopsida, Lamiales, Oleaceae. The coding region runs from base 1 to 729 and encodes 242 amino acids. The transcript is spliced from 5 exons.
AUGACAAUAAAACCUGAUACUCAGGAAUCAAAACCAAAUGAAUCCUUAAGUGAACAUGAAAAUACCUCUGAAUUUGAUGAAGAAGUUGUGAUUCAUGAAAGAUCCUUUACCAAUAGGGAACCUAUUGUUAUUAGGAAACCUAAACCAAAACAAGGAAUUAGAAUUGAAGAACCAUCUAGUUCAAAUCCUAAAGGAGAUGCAAGACAAGGAAAUGAAGAAAUAAUUAAACUUCUUACUACAUUUCAAAAACAAGGCUUCUAUCCAGUAGAAGAUCCUAGUGAUACAGAAUCAUUGUAUUACUUAACUACAGAAUCUGAAUUUGAAAAUUUAGAAUCAGAAACUUCUGUUACAUCUGAGAAAAUCUUAAAACUUAAGAUUGCAGAUAAAUCUGAAAUAAAAACUUCUAAAAUUGUAAAAGGAAUUGUGCUAUCUGAAAAGAAAGCAGAAUUGUUUAAAGAUAAAAUUGGAUAUUUAGGUCUAGAUAUAGCCAAUGAAUCUUUCAUUAAAGAUUUAGCGAAAAUGAGGACACCAUUACAAAAGAAAUUGAAAAAAGAUUUUAGAUGGAUUUGGACUAAAGAAGAUACUCUUUAUGUUGGAAAAAUCAAAUCUAAAAUAAAAAUUUUACCAUCAUUAUAUCAUACAAAAGAAGGAGAUAAAAUGAUAAUUGAAAUUGAUGCAUCUCAAGAACAUUGGGGAGCAGUUUUAAAAGCUCUUGAUUUACAAGACUAA